UCCUCCACCUUUAAUAUGAUUGAUCAGCGAAUGGAAAAGCAGAGGAACAGGACAGGAGCGCGGAGAGAUCUUCACCUUUUACAUUGAACCUGUCUUCCAUUUCUCUCCUGAUUGAAUUUAAACUCAAGCGAGCUUGAUGUGAGCAAGGCAGGGGGAAAGCAAGCAAGCAAAAAAAAAAAAUCACUUCUUUUUCCCUUUUCUCACCCUCACAGUGCACUUCUCCACUACAUCACCUUUAAAUUUUUUGUUGUUGUUGUUGCUUUUUCUUUUUUUUCUUUUUUUUCAUUUUCUGGUACCUCCUUGGAUACUUUGGCUUACAGCACGGCUUCACCUGGGCACCUUUUCCUGAAGUCUCACCAAACAACACCAAGAGUUUCUUCUGCCAACUUUAACGCACGUCAGGGCAAAAACCCAGAAAAGAACAGAAAAGAAAAAUCCAUCGACAGGGAAAAAGCGAAAAAAAAAAGUUUUUGUCUCCUAUCGCGUAAAGAAGCGUUAAAGUUACACAAUGAGUCUCAAAUCAGAUUCUGAGCCGAACAACAAUGUAUCAUUAGAGGAGGAGGUACGAACACUUUUUGUCAGUGGUCUGCCUGUAGACAUCAAGCCAAGGGAGUUGUACCUGCUGUUCAGGCCGUUCAAGGGAUAUGAAGGCUCACUUAUAAAACUAACUUCGAAGCAGCCCGUUGGCUUUGUUACCUUUGACAGCAGGUCUGGAGCCGAAGCAGCUAAAAACGCAUUAAAUGGGAUUCGCUUUGACCCGGAGAACCCCCAGACACUGCGUCUGGAGUUUGCUAAGGCUAACACCAAGAUGGCAAAGAGUAAGCUGAUGGGCACACCGAAUCCCUCAAGCCUGCACCCAGCUCUCGGGGCUCACUUUAUUGCACGUGAUCCAUAUGAUCUAACUGGUGCUGCACUGAUCCCAGCAUCCCCAGAGGCAUGGACACCGUAUCCCCUCUACGCCACUGAGCUAACCCCUGGCCUGCCACACACCGCCUUCACCUACCCUGCAGCCGCUGCAGCUGCCGCUGCCCUGCAUGCCCAGAUGCGCUGGUACCCCUCGCCCUCUGACACUACGCAGCCAGGAUGGAAAUCCCGUCAAUUCUGUUAAUUGUAGAAGAUACAUGCAGGUUCGUCCCUCCAUCCCUCAGCCCCUCUCAGUAAUGUGUGCUGGGAUCAACAUUUAAUACUGUCAGGUAUAUUAUCAACAGCAGCAACAAAAUAGUGUAUAAAUGGAUCGUAUAAAUCGAUUCUGGAAAAAACUCUUCACCGAAGGACCCUGAGCAUAAAUAAAACCGAAUGUUGUGUACAGCUGAGGCCUCAUGGGCUAAUGGUACAGUCUCUACUAUUCAAAGCCACACCUGUGACGAGCCAAUCAUGUGCAAGUUGAAAUGUUCUUGCUGCUCUCUGUUGGUUGUGUGUGUUUGGGGGGGAAAGGGGAUAAUCAUUAUGCAUGUUGAAGUAUAUCAUAUGGCAUGAAAUGUAGAAUGCAAAGUUGUCAGGUUUGGUUUGUUUUGUUUUUCCCCCUCCUUGUGUUUCCUCCAUUUGGUCGCGCUCUUUAGCGUUCUCGCUUCUGUGAAGAUCUUGUUUGACACACCUGAUGUUACCUGCAAGGUAGAGGUCUACAUCUUGUUACUAUCGAGUCUCCUUUUGUUUUGUUUUUUGUUUUUUUUGUUUUUGUUAAACAAAUUCCACAUGCACUGGGUUAAAUAAUUUUUUUUUUAUUCUUUAUGAUUGUGACUGUAAAAUUGUCCAUUAUGGACUAAUCCUUCUAAGAAGCUUCUCUUCGAGACCUCAUAUCCAUCGCCCCUGCUCUGGUAUCUGUGCUUGUUAGAGUAUAUUUGAACAACAAAAAAAAAGUACAAGUAUUUUUGUACAUUUGUGUAAUGAAUAUUUAUGCAUUUUUGUGAAAUUAAAUAAGUAUAUCUGUAUAA
This is a messenger RNA of Tachysurus vachellii, 1931 nucleotides long. RefSeq names its product RNA binding protein, mRNA processing factor 2a (gene rbpms2a). NCBI's taxonomy places the organism in Eukaryota, Metazoa, Chordata, Actinopteri, Siluriformes, Bagridae. The record is from RefSeq and is a predicted model, not a curated record. Gene Ontology annotation, molecular function: protein homodimerization activity; mRNA binding. Gene Ontology annotation, biological process: negative regulation of smooth muscle cell differentiation. Bases 509 to 1108 code for a protein of 199 amino acids. The transcript is spliced from 8 exons.